GGGUGGAGGAAACACACUCCAUGAGCUACACCAGACUGGGCCCAGUGGGAGGUCUCGGGGCUACAGGCGGGAUAGGAGGAAGUUGUUGGAAAGUCAGACCGGAAUGGCAUGGUGGAGAGAGAAGCGGCAACCAGGCAGAUGGUUCCUGCCGAGGAAGCACUGGGCACAGCUGCAGGCCCCCGACCCCCACCGCAUUAUCACUGUGACACAGCUGGCUGCCUCACCCCUGAAGGCUGCAGGAGGACCUCCCCCAUGCUGUCCCCAAGCCCGCCCCGUGUCACAUGAGGCCCUGCAGCCUCCCACCCUCCAUCCAGGGCCACAACCCAGCUCUGCCGGCUGUAGGGACUAGAAGGGCCUGGAGCCUUUGAGGAACGGAGCACAGGCUCCGAAACACCAAAGCUCCUCCACCCCUCCUGUUCUCUCCAGACCCCCAAGAAAUCAGAAAGGGUGCUUCAGGGUGGGCUCUGGAGGCCGGCCAGCUCACUCCAGCUCCAGGCACCCAUCAGUCUCCCGCUCCUCCAUCUUGCAGCUCCAUGUCUCAGGCGUCCACCACCACCCUGGAGAGUGGGGCACUCCUCUCAGGACCCCGGGGUCUUCAGAAUGGAAGCCCAGCCAACAGGAAGGAGAAGGCUGCAGCGAUGCCAGACUCCCCGGCUGAAGUGAAGACGCAGCCCCGGUCCACACCCCCCAGCAUGCCGCCCCCACCUCCCACUUCGUCCCAAGGAGCCACACGACCACCCUCCUUCAUACCUCACACACAUGGCGAGGAUGGACCCGCGACGUCUGUUUCCCAUGGCCGUUUCCACGGCUGCUUAAAGUGGUCCAUGGUCUGUCUCUUGAUGAACGGCAGCAGCCACUCACCCACAGCCAUCCACGGUGCCCCGUCUACACCCAAUGGCUUCAGCAAUGGGCCAGCCACCUCAUCCACCGCCUCACUGUCUACACAGCACCUGCCCCCGGCAUGCGGGGCGCGGCAGCUCAGCAAGCUCAAGCGGUUCCUCACCACCCUGCAGCAGUUCGGCAGUGACAUCUCACCCGAGAUCGGGGAACGCGUGCGCACACUGGUGCUGGGGCUGGUGAAUUCAACUCUGACGAUCGAAGAGUUUCAUUCCAAGCUCCAAGAAGCCACCAACUUUCCACUGAGGCCGUUCGUCAUCCCCUUUCUGAAGGCUAAUCUUCCGCUGCUACAGCGCGAGCUCCUGCACUGUGCCCGCCUGGCCAAGCAGACACCCGCCCAGUACCUGGCCCAGCACGAACAACUGCUGCUGGAUGCCAGCGCCACCUCCCCUGUCGACUCGUCCGAGCUCCUGCUGGAAGUCAAUGAGAAUGGCAAGCGGAGAACACCUGACAGGACCAAAGAGAAUGGGUCAGACCGGGACCCUCUGCACCCGGACCACCUCAGUAAGAGGUCCUGCACCCUGAGCCCUGCCCAGCGCUGCAGCCCUAGCAACGGGCUGCCCCAUCCUACGCCACCCCCACCCCCACACUAUCGCCUGGAGGACAUGGCCAUGGCCCACCACUUCCGGGACUCCUACCGACAUCCUGAUCCCCGGGAGCUACGGGAACGCCAUCGGCCCCUCGCCAUACCUGGGUCUCGACAGGAAGAAGUGAUUGACCACAGGCUCACGGAACGUGAGUGGGCGGAAGAGUGGAAACACCUCAACAGUCUCCUGAACUGCAUCAUGGACAUGGUGGAGAAGACACGGCGGUCCCUCACUGUGCUGCGCCGGUGCCAGGAGGCCGACCGUGAGGAACUCAACCACUGGAUCCGGUGCUACAGUGACUCUGAGGAGGGAAAGAAGGGCCCCACCCCCAUCUCUGCCCGGUCCCUCAACAGCUGCAGUGGCCCUGAGGGGUCUCAGCUAGACAUUCACCGGGACUUCACACCCAGAACCCUGUCUGGCUAUAUGCCUGAAGAGAUCUGGAGGAAGGCCGAAGAGGCUGUGAAUGAGGUGAAGCGUCAGGCGAUGUCAGAACUACAGAAAGCCGUGUCGGAUGCGGAGCGCAAAGCCCAUGAACUCAUCACCACGGAGCGUGCCAAGAUGGAACGAGCCCUGGCUGAGGCCAAGCGACAGGCCUCAGAGGAUGCCCUGACUGUCAUCAACCAGCAAGAGGACUCCAGUGAGAGCUGCUGGAACUGCGGACGCAAGGCCAGCGAGACUUGUAGUGGCUGUAACGCCGCACGCUACUGCGGGUCCUUCUGUCAGCACAAGGACUGGGAGAAACACCAUCAUGUGUGUGGCCAGAGUCUGCAGGGUCCCGCAGCUGCAGUGGCAGACCCACUGCCUGGACAGCCUGACGCCACUGCCAGCCCCAGUGAAGCCGGUUCAGCAGGGCCCUCUCGUCCCUGCUCUCCGGGCCCACCGGGCCCACUGGAUGCUGCUGUGCCCCGCUGACCUCCAGAUCUGACACCCAGCCCAUGGACGCCAUGCCCUGCCAACCUCCUGGCCCCACCGUGGCCCACCAGUUGCCUGGAGCUGGCCGUGUGGAGCCGCUGCUGCUACUGCUUCUCUCCAAAAGAAAACACAGAUCCAACAAAACUGCAUCCAUGCAGCCCCCAGCUACCUGACAAGGUCUGCCAGGACCUCCACAGCCUCUCUCCGCAAGCACCCUCAGAAAGCACCGCAGAGUUGCAGACAGUGGCACCAGCGGGAGUGUGGCCAGCUCCGCCGCUGUCUGUCCCCUCUGUGUCUGUCUCUCUGUGACUGUGUAUCUUUCUGUGUCUGCCUCUCUCUGUGUGUCUCUUGAUGUCUUCAUCUCCUUCUGUUUCCCUGACUCUCCUGUGUCUCUGUCUCUGUGCAGUCCACGUGAUUUCUCUGACGUCAGAGAAACCUAACUGGUAGCUUUUAUUUUCCAUGAAGAACUUUUGGAGAUUUUGUUUUGUUUUGUUGGCAAACAAGCUACUUAGAAAUGGACAAAGACGACUGUGGGGUUCUCCCCAUUCCUCAUGAGUAAGGGAAGAAACUGUGAUUUUUUUCUAUCCAGAGUUGCUGUAUCACCCAGCCAGCCCCGGGGGAUCGGCACAUACACACAGCAGAGGAUGAUAAGAACAAUUUCGAUUUCCAACUCAAGAAGCAGUUUUUGUUUCAGGUUUUAUUUCAUUUCUUUAAUGUCAAACUCUUUGGCUUUAAGUGAAAAAAAAAUGAAGAAGAAGAAGAAAAAAAUCCAAAAAGGUUUUUUUUUAAAAAGCAAAGGAAACAUACCUGUAAACUACCUUGCCAGCUAGCCAGCCAAGGAUGCCAGACACACCUCGCUCCAAAGGAAACCCAAAAAGCAAACUCAAGAAAUCAAAAUCCAAAAUUUAUUUUUUAUCACUGCCAAAGUACUUUCUUCAUGGUCUCUCCACCCUGGGUUGGUUUGGAUGUCAGUCUUUGGUUUUGGUUUUGAUUUCCGUCAGGGGGUGUUGGGAUACUGGGAUUUGGUGGGUUGGGCCAAGAGGAAACCUUUUGUUCCUGUUUGACUAGCGGGCAGCAUCCUUGCUGGGCAAAGCGGUCGGCAGCAAGGUCACAUGACCCUCAGCAGCACAUCCAGAAUCCCCAGUCAGCAUGAGCCUGAUCGGUGUGUCCAUGGGUCCCUACACUUAAGGGAGACACCUCCAUCUGUUCCCACGCCUUCCUGGGGCUUCUCAUAAGUCAUUUCCACUUGUGAAAAAAAAAAAGUGCUAAAGUGUUCUUCCCAGAGAGAGCACAAUUCCUAAAUGAAACUGUGACAAUCUUUUGGGUUGAUUCUUGACUGCUUUUGAGAGCAUAAGGAGACAGCGAAUCACGCUCUCUCGGUUUUCCCUUCUCUACCUCUCUGCUCUUUCAUCCCACCCUACCUCCAUCUCGGCCCUGUCACCCCACCCCCAGUGUCUUGCUGUGGCUACCCUCAUUUCUUUCAAACUUUUACAGAAAAAAAAGAAAAAAGGAAAAAAAAAAGCCAGCAGCCACCCGCACCCACACCUCACCUGGAAGACUCAAGCCCAGCUGUACAUAUCCCCGUGUUGCAAACCGAGUGUUGGUCUCCAGCCAUGGGGGUGACAGUGAUGCUUACUCACCUACACUCCAGCCCUUGCCCACCCUGUCCUCCACCCGCUCGACUCCCUCAAGGAUUCAAGGAGGAAAUGAAGGAAGAAGGCUCAUGCCUGUACCAAACAAAAAGAGACAGCAGACACAGUCCAGGUCUGCACCUCUGUAGUGGCUGCAGCAAGCUGCAGGCCUAGUGUGCAAUAUGGGGGCUUGCUCCUGGGCCCAGGGGGCCCUGCCCAGAGCAAGGUGUGCAGCGUGUGUUAAUGUGAAUGUACAUACUCUCCACAGAGGUCCCAACCAUGGCAUCAGUACCGAGGAGAUGUUUGCCAAAUAAAAAGAAAUUAAGACAAACCACAGAAGUAUGUGAAAUUUAGGAAACACUUUGAAAGGAAUCUGAGCUGUGGUCCUAUGGGCUUGUUUGGUGGCUGGUAUUUCUUCACAACUGUAUAAUCAUUCUUUAACAGAACAUUCUAUGGAAGGAUCCUGUUAGGCACCAUCAAGCUGGUGCUACCCUGGAAUGGAGCCUGACAGCAACCCUUGCUCUGAAGGCCGAGGUAGAUCUCAUUCCCUGGAAGGUUCCUGAGGCCUUGCCCUCCAAGGCCACAGAGAUGUAUUUUUGUGGGUUUCAGAGAAGCCAGGACACAUGGCGGCCUCCUGCCCUUCCUUCUAGUGGACCAGUCCUCCUGAGCAUCUGCCUGCGAACACUGGGUCUGUGUGCUGUGUAGAGACCUGCCUCCCGUCACAAGGAGCAUCGCUGGAUUCCAUUCCCAACUACACCCCAUGUGGUGCUUCUUGUCUCUGCUACCCCACAGCACACAGCAUCCUGGCCCUUCCAGGAGGGCAGGCCAGUGACCACUGGUAGGAAUGAGUUCUGGGUGACGGGGUGGUGAGCACCACGUUUGCGGGGAGUGGAGGGGACAACAAAGUUAGGCACUCAGGUUGUGCUUAAGAGCUGUAGUCUCUAGAGGUCUGAGCCAGGAGUCCUGAAGUGGCAUCCCUGAUGACCUAUGUCUCUGGCGAUAGGACUUCAGAGAGUCCCUGCUCCUAUGUGGUCCAGCCAUUCUGAGGCAGGUCUCAGAGGGCCACCAGUUUGCUUUAGUUCAGAUACUGCCUUUCCUACCCUUACCAGCCUUACCCACCUUUUAGAAACAAGAGGGCCCCCCACAGACAACAAAUGCUGCCCAGCCAAAUUCCUCUCCAUGAACCAGGCUACAAAUUUAGGGUUCAGCAGAGACCCCCAUCUAUACCUUAUACCCUAUAAUGUCUAUACCCUAGCUUUUGGGAGCAAUAGCCCCUCAAGGCAGCUGUCUGAUGGCAUUCAACCACUGUGCGUCUCUAGUGCGUGAGAUUUGGCCAGCAAUUGUAAACAUCAAGGGUGAGAGCCUGGCAAUCUGCUGGGCAGAGGUCAGGAGUCAAGGCAACUGCAGAGUCAGGGUAGCAGUGAGAUGGGGCUGUGACGGGUUAGGUGAGGAAGACGGGGCUGGAAGCAGCAGACGACAAUCCCAGGUGUAUUGAUGAGUUCACCUAAGGCAGUAUCCCCUGAGGCAGCAGGGUUGGAGGAUAAGGUAGGGUUGCUAAGCCAGGCGCUAAGGCCCUGGCAAAGCUGUAGGGACUGUGCUUAAACUCCAGCUACCCAAAGACCUUACAGCAAAACCGAACAACCUCAGAACUUUGGAGAGAACAGGGCCCAUGGGUGUUCUUUAUUGGGAGGUAUACCCUGGGUGGCCAUAACCACAGCCCACCCUUGGUUUCAACCUACAGUCUGCCUGGGGCAGAGCACGGUACUCCAUCCCUGAAUCCUGCUACCUUCUCUAGUUUACAAACCGUGGACUCAGGAACAACUAACUGCCAGACCCUGCCUCCUGGUAACCACAGCCAAACAUGAACCAAACCCCGUAGGGGAUGUGGCUCUCACAGAAUCUUGCUCCCCCAAAACUCCAAAUCAAAAUGCCACUUUACUUCCUGUUCUGUGGCCAAAGCUAACCCAGGAAGGCUGAGUGGGGAGGGCAGGUAGCAGGCAGAGCUCUCAAAUCCCCCCUGGCCCAGCCCAGAUCCCAUCUCAUGACCUUGUGGAUUCUUGGCACAAAUCCUGUCUCUCCCAGCCCUGCCUCAAACCCAGACUGGCCUUUUCCUGAGGGCUACCGCUUCUUUCCAGCAUGGUGGUCAGAUCUGCGGGGGAGCGGAGGCCAGUGGUUCUCACAGCUGUAUAGGAUCAGGCUAGAUGAUACCACAGCUCAGGUCCCGCUGCCUAACAGGGGUGCCAAGGUGAGAAGAGCCAGACCCCACAGGAGGGCCCAGAUGGAUUCAGUCAACAGGGACAUCUGUCAGAAGAUCUGAGAGGGUCGCUGGUGAUGGAGAAGGCUAAGAAUGGGAGGCAGGGCUGUGGACGGUGUUAUCUUGAGGCCACAGUGGACAGGGAUCAGGAUGGGCUCCAAAGUCCUCAUUUAGUUUCUCCAAAUAAAUCAUUAGGCUGACACCAAAGUACCAUCCCUGGCAUCCGUCUGUCCGCUCUUCCACUCCUCAGCCUAACCUCACGGACAGAUCAACGCUUUCCUGAGCUCGUCCUUCUGACUUACACAGCCUUCUCCCUGUGAACCCGUUUGCCUCCGCCCAUUUGUCAUCCUCCAUCUGCCCUUUGGACCAACUACCCCGUCUCUCUACCUUGACCCAUCAGCAAAUCCACCUGUCUACCUGUCUAUUGUGCCAUCCAAACUGUCCCUCCACCCUACCAUCCCAACAUACCAUCCUUACAUCCAAAUGCUUCCCAGCCCCACGCACACACCAUCCCCACACCCAUGUUCCCUGUCAUCUCUAUCAGUACUCAGAGUUGCAUCAGCCCCCUCAGUGUACCAAAGACACCAGGUCCUCCCAUGCUCCUUCUCUCUGCUUGCCCUAAACUAGCCAGGGCUGCUCUAGGAAUACCUACCCAUGAGGCAGCAUCCAAUAUCCCACUCCCCUACCUCCAGCACUGCCCCUCCAUGGCAUCCAGACACCUCCAGAGAUAUGAGUUCUUGCCAUAGGCAUUAUGGACAGGUUGUACAUGUUCUUCUGGCAGCUGUGACACAUCUGGAGCUGCUUGGGGAGAGAAGGGAACAAGAACUGUGCUGAGAGUGGAUCUGUACACCUGCUUACAAGCUCUGGAAGGCUGUGUUAGGCAGCCAUAUUCCCUGAAAGUAGGGCAGUCCUUGUUUCCAGGAGUCUGUCCAGAAGAGGGAUCUCUGAAGAGAAGAGCAAGCCAGGGCUGGCCUCCUUUGAGACAGGAGUGCUCUCAUCCUCCUGUGCCCCAGGACACUUGUACACUAUUCCCAUCUUCCCUGUUACGAUCCAAGGGGCUCAGAGUUGGACCUGUCCAGUCUGCCCCUACUAAGUCCACUAUGGUAAGGAGUAUUUGCUGGGAGUUUGGGGCCAUCCCCAAACUCCCCUGGUAACUCAUUGCUCUUCCUGAAGCUCCUACUAUGUAGGGAAGUUUCUGAAAUGAGGCUGGGGAGAGACCCCUGGGUUAGCCUCAUGCUGGCAAGAGGAAGAGAAAGAGAAGAUAGGGAGAGAAACCUGAGGCGAGCUGGGCUCAGGGGAACCGUCUAUUCCUGGAGACAGCUCACAGACGAAGCCCAGGACAGUCAACCAACAACUCACAUGAGUCUCCAAAUUCUAGAAAAUUCUGUCUUGUGUUCUGUUCCUUUUCCUUCAAUUUAGCUGGACCUUAGGGUAACAACCCAGACUAGGAAAUAGGAAUGCAGCAUCUGACUCAAAGUAUGGCUCGCUCAUCACAUCCUCCUGCCCCCAACCCAGACAGGAGGCCCAGCAGCCCUCAGCUCACACCAUAGCUCGGGUGAGCACAGAAGCACACAGCCUGUCGGGGGAGCCACUGCCUAUCCCCCUACAGGAGAUGGGAGGGGAGUACUGGAUGUUUUGUUCAUGAAAAGCUGUGUUCACAGCCCUGCACGUCUGGGUGCUGUGACCCGCCACCUACUGCUAUCUACUGCUGUCGUAUAUGUUUGCCCUGUGGGCCACGGAUGCGGUGAUCAGGUUAAUUACAUCUGUGUAAUAAAGUAAGCGUUUGCUAUGA
Molecule: messenger RNA, 8073 nt
Organism: Grammomys surdaster
Lineage: Eukaryota; Metazoa; Chordata; Mammalia; Rodentia; Muridae
Gene: Cbfa2t3
Product: CBFA2/RUNX1 translocation partner 3
Exons: 12
Coding region: 534-2396 (620 amino acids)
Biological process (GO): negative regulation of DNA-templated transcription; DNA-templated transcription
Cellular component (GO): nucleus
Molecular function (GO): transcription corepressor activity
Source: RefSeq, a predicted model, not a curated record